UAAAAAAUUGAGGAUGAUAAUAUGUUUAUAAUUCACUGUGGCUUUUAACUGCUGCGUUUCACCUCCCUUUGCUCUCAUUCUGUCCUGGAUUCCCGAUGGUUAAAGUUGUAGACAAACAAGAUUCAUCAACAAACACAAACAACAUGGAAGAUCAACCAACCAACAAGUCUCCUUUUCCCCACUACUUUAUUCCAAGAUUUCACACUGUUUAUCUCAAGAACUGAUCACCAUUUUCUUUUCACAAUGCUACUUUCUUGUCUGUUUCUCUUCUGGGUCAACCUUUUUUCCCUCUUCAACUUCACUUUCCCUCUCCUCCCACCUAAUAAUAUCACCCUCUACGAUGGCGCUUUCUUUAGUACCGAUGGUAUUUGCCUCACUCAAGAAACCACCUGUCUCCCAUCUUCUUCACCUUCCCACAUCGGACGAGCUCUUUACGCUUACCCCAUCCGUUUCAUUGAUCUCCGUACCAGAGACAACGCCUCCUUCACAUGUCGUUUCUCUUUCUCCAUCAUCCCAAACCCCGUUUGUCCUUUCGGGGACGGCAUCGUUUUCUUGGUCACUUCCCGACCCGAUUCUUUCAGCUUCUUCAAUGGCUACAUGGGACUGCCACAACUUGAUGACUUGAGCUCUCAAGAUCCUUACUUUGCUGUGGAGUUCGAUACCAGUUUCAACCCUUCACUUGGUGACAUCAAUGGUAAUCAUGUUGGUGUUGAUGUUAACUCCAUUGUUUCUUUGGCUGCAGUUGAUGUUUUGUCAAAAGGGUUUGAUCUUAAAAGAGGGAAAAAGAUAACAGCUUGGAUUGAGUAUGGGGAUUCAGCCAAGUUGGUUCAGAUAUGGCUUAGUUAUUCAUCAAGUAAGCCUCCAAGUCCUCUUCUUGUUGCCCAGAUAGACCUUUCCAGGCAAUUCAAGGAAUAUAUGCAUGUUGGUUUCUCUGCUUCUAAUGGACUAGGUUCAUCAAUGCACCUUGUUGAUCAUUGGCAGUUCAAAACAUUCACCACUUAUAACAAUCCAAUGGAUUCAGUUGAGCUUGGCUAUUGUUCCAUGUGCUUUCCAGAGGAUUCAUCUAACACUAGCUCUCAGAUUUAUGGUACUCAUAAAAGAGGUUUCAAGAUUGGGAACAUGGCACUUCUAUUCGGAUCCUUGGUUGUCUCGGUUGUCAUUAUAAUAGUAGUUCCGGUCCUUUGUUUCGUUGCAGUGAGGAAAGAGAGAAGUGGUGGCAGAAGAAGCAAAAGAGAACAAACUAGAGUUGAAAUGACUAAUGUUCCAACAAGAUGGUCACUUGCAGAGAUCAAAUUAGCUACAAUGGGGUUUCAUAGGAACAGAAUUGUUGGUGAAGGUGCUUCAGCAGUUGUUUAUAGAGGGUCUGUCCCUUCUGGUGGGGCUGUUGCAGUCAAGCGGUUCGAUCAGUCCAACCGAAAAGCGUUCACUCAUAAUCCGUUUACCACCGAGUUUGCCGCUAUGGCGGGUUGCUUAAAGCACAAGAACUUGGUUCAGCUCCAAGGGUGGUGCUGUGAGGGAUCUGAGUUAGUGUUGAUCUAUGAGUUUCUGGCCAAUGGAAGCCUUGACAGACUCCUCCAUAGAAACACAGAUUCAUCAACUUUCCUCUCAUGGAGCUUAAGAUUAAAGGUAGUUCUAGGCGUAGCUUCUGCUCUUACAUUCCUACAUGAAGAAUGUCAAAGGCAGAUUAUACAUAGAGAUGUAAAAAGCUGCAACAUAAUGCUUGAUGAUGAAUUCAAUGCCAAGCUUGGGGAUUUCGGUUUAGCUGAAGUUUAUGAGCACAAUUGUGGUUCAAGAGAAGCUACAAUACCAGCAGGAACUAUAGGAUACCUCGCACCUGAGUAUGUUUAUUGUGGUAUUCCAACAGUGAAAACCGACGUUUACAGCUUUGGCGUGGUGGUGCUUGAGGUGGCCACUGGGAAGAGGCCUGUGGAUGAUGAUAAAACAGUGCUUGUUGACUGGGUUUGGGACCUAUGGGCGCAAAAGAAACUACUUGAGGCUGCUGAUUCAAGACUUUCAGGGAGGUUUAUUGUCUCAGAGAUGGAGAGGAUGCUUGUUGUCGGACUUUACUGUGUUCAUCCCAACCAUGAAAAACGACCCACAGUGAAAGAAGCUGCCAGGAUUCUCAGAGGUGAAGCACCACUUCCGGUUUUGCCAUCGACGAGACCAACAGUGAGGAUCAAAUCAAAUCUGUGUAAAUACAGUGAAAAUAUUUUGAACAUCGGUAGAGAUAACAGUCCUAAUGGCGAUGAUGCUGGGUGGUUGACGCCUAAGAGCCAUUUUAGCAAAGCUUAGCUUAGGAGGGGUGGGGGGGGGGGGACUAUAUGAAUGCAUAUGCAGGAAACAUGUUGUACCUCGAAUAACAAUAUAUGUAAAGCUUUAAAUUUUGACAGAACUUUGAUGCGUCAUUUUUCCUUUUUAAUUUCUCCCCUUCAGGUCUUUGUAUAAUUGUGAUGAUGUUCUAAUCUAUGAUUUUAGGGUUUGCUCAUGAAACAACUGCGGUAAGUUAUUUGAUGGCAUCUAAUAAGUAUCAUUU
Gossypium raimondii (Peruvian cotton) is the source of this 2533-nucleotide messenger RNA. RefSeq names its product L-type lectin-domain containing receptor kinase S.6. The transcript has a single exon. Gene Ontology annotation, biological process: protein phosphorylation. The record is from RefSeq and is a predicted model, not a curated record. Gene Ontology annotation, cellular component: plasma membrane. Bases 244 to 2292 code for a protein of 682 amino acids. Lineage: Eukaryota; Viridiplantae; Streptophyta; Magnoliopsida; Malvales; Malvaceae. Gene Ontology annotation, molecular function: protein kinase activity; carbohydrate binding; ATP binding.